Nicotiana attenuata is the source of this 526-nucleotide messenger RNA. RefSeq names its product NADH dehydrogenase [ubiquinone] 1 beta subcomplex subunit 3-B-like. The transcript has 2 exons. Lineage: Eukaryota; Viridiplantae; Streptophyta; Magnoliopsida; Solanales; Solanaceae. Gene Ontology annotation, cellular component: mitochondrion. The record is from RefSeq and is a predicted model, not a curated record. Bases 86 to 301 code for a protein of 71 amino acids. Gene Ontology annotation, biological process: mitochondrial respiratory chain complex I assembly; electron transport chain.
CUUGGAAAUCCUCAAAGGCAGUGUUCCCCUUCAUUUUCAGCAAUCAAUUUGGGUGAAGUCAAGCAAGAGAGCAAAAGAUCGGGAAAUGGGGAAACCAUUGGGAACAACAGGAGAGUUCUUCAGGAGAAGGGACGAGUGGAGGAAGCAUCCUAUGUUGACCAACCAGUUCCGCCACGCUUUCCCUGGCCUUGGCAUCGCCGUCGUCGCCUUCUCCAUCUACUGCGUCGGCGAAUUUGCCUACAACAAGAUGUCUGCCCCUUCUCACUCCACCUCUUCCGUCGCUGCUUCUCACUCUCACUGAGAUGAAUCUCCAAUCGUCUCUUUUGGUGAAUUGGUAGUGCAAGAACGGGGAUGACAGUAAAAUUCAGUCUCGUGUUUUUCUCAGUCAUAUCAAUAAGACAUUUAACAAACAUGAACUUGUAGCCUCACAUUAUUUGAGGCUUGUUUUGUAACAAGAUUAAUGAGUGGUUUACUUUACCAUGUGUUUACCCUCGUUUUUGUGGUUUAUUUCUACAGUUCCAUGUGC